This is a messenger RNA of Notolabrus celidotus (New Zealand spotty), 1647 nucleotides long. It is a transcript of the gene eif2s1b, whose product is annotated as eukaryotic translation initiation factor 2, subunit 1 alpha b. The record is from RefSeq and is a predicted model, not a curated record. Gene Ontology annotation, cellular component: eukaryotic translation initiation factor 2B complex; eukaryotic 48S preinitiation complex; multi-eIF complex. Gene Ontology annotation, molecular function: translation initiation factor activity; RNA binding; ribosome binding. The transcript has 8 exons. NCBI's taxonomy places the organism in Eukaryota, Metazoa, Chordata, Actinopteri, Labriformes, Labridae. The coding region runs from base 205 to 1152 and encodes 315 amino acids.
GAGCAGGACGCGUUCUGCACAUGCGCGGGUGAAGAAGCCCCUGACGAUCUCUUCCGGGUCGAGAUAUUAGCACCACCCAUGAAUGUGAGCUAGCGGGCCCGUUUUCUUCUGUCAAAAUACUUCGGGAGAAAGAACAGUUUGACAUUUAAACACUUCCAAUACGGAAAAGAACAUUUUAUCGUCCAGUAACCAUAUGCAACAGCAAUGCCGGGGCUCAGCUGUAGAUUUUACCAGCACCGGUUCCCAGAGGUGGAGGAUGUCGUGAUGGUGAACGUGAGGUCCAUCGCUGAGAUGGGCGCCUACGUCAGCCUUCUAGAGUACAACAACAUUGAGGGCAUGAUCCUCCUGAGCGAGCUGUCUCGCCGACGUAUCCGCUCCAUCAACAAGCUCAUCCGCAUCGGCCGCAAUGAAUGCGUGGUCGUCAUCCGAGUAGACAAAGAGAAGGGAUACAUUGAUUUAUCAAAAAGAAGAGUUUCACCGGAGGAGGCCAUUAAGUGUGAAGAUAAAUUCACCAAAUCUAAAACUGUGUACAGCAUUCUGCGACACGUGGCAGAAGUGCUGGAGUACAGUAAGGAUGAGCAGCUAGAGAGCUUGUAUCAGCGCACCGCCUGGGUCUUUGAUGAAAAAUACAAGCGGCCCGGAUACGGAGCCUAUGAUGUCUUCAAACAGGCUGUAUCAGAUCCAGCAAUCCUUGAUGGACUGGAGUUAACAGAAGAGGAGAGGAACGUGCUGAUUGACAACAUCAACAGACGACUCACUCCACAGGCCGUCAAAAUCAGAGCAGACAUCGAGGUAGCGUGUUACGGGUAUGAGGGCAUUGAUGCUGUGAAGGAGGCUCUGAGGGCCGGGCUGGGCUGCUCCACAGAGGUUAUGCCAAUCAAGAUCAACCUGAUCGCUCCCCCUCGCUACGUAAUGACGACGACUACGCUGGAGCGCACAGAGGGCCUCUCUGUCCUCAACCAGGCCAUGGUCGCUAUCAAGGAAAAGAUUGAGGAGAAGAGAGGCGUCUUCAACAUCCAGAUGGAGCCCAAGGUGGUGACAGACACGGAUGAGACAGAGCUCGCCAGGCAGCUGGAGAGGUUAGAGAGAGAGAACGCCGAGGUGGACGGAGACGACGACGCCGAGGAGAUGGAGGCCAAAGCAGAGGACUAGGAGCCGCUCCUCAGAGUGAUGGCUGGUGGGGAGAAAAUAAAACCAUCAAAGAAGAAAUGUGGACACAACUUUCCACAGUGGCUCAGUCCAACAGAUGUUAUCUUUCACAUUGCAAACAUUAACAGGCGUUAAUGGCUCAUUGGCAAACGUUUGGUUUGUUCAGUAGCAAGUAUCGGAGGACACUAUAUCAAACAGCUGUUCUCUUACCCAUACAAGAGUGCAAAGAAAGCUAAAUUACUAAAACACAACAACAUAGUUUCUAUUUUUAAAUUUGAACUUAAGGAAAACAAUAAAGCAGUUUACAAGCAGUGGCCUUCACUUACCUCUUGCUUACAAGCCCAGUGUCGCUGGAUGUGGUUGACAUGUUUUAACAUCGCUCAGCGGUGACUUCAUGUGCUGUGCUCUCUUCCAGUUUAAGGGUUUUUUUUCUGGCAAGACCUGCUCCUGUUCAGCUCACAAGGCAUCAAUAAAGUUCUGGAAGUUUUGAUCUCGUCA